AGUUAAGGCACGGCGAUCAAGAUUUCGGUGCCUUUUGUUUCUGAUGAACCGGCGGAAUGGGUGACAGAGGUUGACAAAAGGUCACAUUUACAACCGGCGAUCAGCGGCGUUGUAGCUGGUGGUGUACUCUCCACUGACUCCCUCCCAUGAUGCACGUUAGCAGACUGCGACGCAGCCCUGGGCAGAGUCCAUACCGCAGUCUUAUCACCAUUCGAUACGAUCCUUGCCUGAUGGUAUGUAUAAGGGUCAAGUAUCUGGCAAAGAAAUAUGCAUGCAUGUGGCUGGGUAGGUCAUUCUCAUGCAAGCUGCAUGCAAGCGCCGAAAAUCAGCUGCGGUUUUGAUGUCUCCCCUACUUGAGCGCUGGACUCAAGGACCCAAGGUCGGCUCUUUCUAUCGACCGCGGCUUGCAAUGAUCAGGCACAUUGAAUAGGGGUCUCUGGGUCUCUUACACACCCAAUCAGAGGUUUGCUCCGCCGAUCGUUGAUGUGUGGAAGACACGGUUGACAGGCGGACCUGUACCAUCUCCUCAUGCAUGCCGUACUCUGCUGAAUAGGCUUGUGCUUGUCCUACGUAAUGGUUAUAAAGAGGCUGUCGACUCCAGAUGCACGAGCCAGGGGAGGCACACUGUUCCUCCCAGACUCCUCGACUUCCAGUUUUCGUCCUUUGUAACAACAACCUCGGGUGCUGCUGCUUGUAGGGCAUUCAAGCCAUGUCAGCCUCUAACGCAACUGCUCCGGCGCCCGCGAUACCCAUAGCCCCUCCGGGCACGAACUUCCUGGCGGUGAUCGCGCCUUCGCUGCGCAGCCUCGUCAUCGGCCAUACGUUCCUUUCCAUCUUCGUGCCGCUCAUUCUCUCCCUCUUCUACUUCUCGACGUCGCACCUGCGCCGGCGCGCGGUGUUCUGGCUCAAUGUCCUCGCCAUCGUCUUGGCCUUUGCCGCUGGUAUCAUGAUCGACGCCCUGGCGAUACAUUCCAUCCUCUCGCCGCAGAGCCCAUGGGGAGCUGCGAUGAACAUCGCUAUCGGGAUCCUUGGAGCGUGGCAGUCGAUCCUUGUUGAUUUCAUCCUCAUGAUCCGUAUCGUCUCCGUGUACCCGUUGCACCGCGUCGGCACAACGAAAUUCGGCUUCAUACUAGCUUUGCCUGUCGCUCUCAAGCUGGAGCGAAUCAUCAACAUGAUCGUCUUCAUCAAGGUUUUGGCGGAUGCCAUGAAGGGACCCAACGGCAACGAGGUCAUUGAGCUCACUUGGGGCAGCACGCCGUACUUGAAGAUCGAGUGGUUCUCGCAGAUCGUUGACAACGCAUACGCCUCAGCGUGCUUCCUCCUCGCGCUCCAAGCCCACAGGCACCAGCGCAGCACAGCCGUCACCUCGACCAAAUCCAACGUCUCCUCCCUCACCGCAAAGCUCCGGACCAUCUUCUGGAUCGCGAUCAGCAACUUCGUCAUCCCGACGCUCCUCUCCAUCGCGCAGAUCAUCGUCGUCUACAGGGCCGUCGACAUCCUCGCGAUCAACGACAUCGUCCUCGUCAACACCUGCGUCGCCGUCAUCGGCGUCGUCUUCGCCACCGUCUGGGCGGGCGCGCUCCAGCGCCGCGAGUCCUCCUCCGCCAUCGGCGCGACCGCGGUCGGAGACGUCGAGCACUCGGCGACGUUCUCCGGCGAGCCCGGGCCGGGGCCGAUGCGGUUCGCGCCGCGCGAUACGACGACGACGACGUUCUCGAUGCGGUCGCGCUCGAAGGGCGGAAUCGAAGACCCUGUUGUCGUCGUUACGGACACCCUGUCGUCAGGCGGAGACAAGAUCGGCCAGAACACCAUCUCCUCAGUCCCAGAGUAUCGCGACUAUGCAAAGUACAUGGGGCAGCUGCAUUCCACUUGACGUCGUUGUACUAUAACUACGAGCAGGGUCACAGAAUCAGUGUUCAUCUCUAAACGAGUGACUGGGAGCUUCAUUCGCAAUCUCGAUGGUCCGUUGGUCAUGGAUAUGGCGGAGAUAAAUAAACUAAAGCUUAAACCGUCCGAAUUCUGUAAGGUAAGUAUCGACUAUGAAAAAAGAGGGCGUAUCGGUAAAAUUCGUGGAGGUAAUGUGGGGGUGAAUAGGCAUACAAUGUGAAACCAAGCUAGAGACACGAAUCCAAAGUUAACGAGAGACGGGGGUGAUCCUAAAUGUAGAUAGAUAAAAAGCAGAAAGAGAAAGUAAUCGUCACGUUGCGGCGAGAGCAACAGUUUAUUGUUGCGCGAGUUUGCCCGAAAAUCCUGCGCUCUGAGGACCCAUUUCACCCGGCGUUGGGGGCAGCACCCGAGGUCUACUACCUGUAGACUGACUAGGGCCCGCACCAGACUCAACACUCGGCCCCUGAGCAGACCACUCGGGAUUAUACGCAGGCGGCAGCCGCGUCGUCCCGGAUCGCUGCAGCCCACUAGGAUUAUACGGCCCAAAAUCCUCCUCUUGCGUCGGCUCGUGCUGCGAGUAUUCCGUCCGCGGGACACCAUGGGAGCUUGAACGCUGCUGCGAGUAGUCCGAUUGCGGGCCGCUGCCCUGCUGCUGCUGCUGCUCGCUGCUGUAGUCCGACUGCGCGUUGCGAUAGUGGGAGGGGUCGGACGCGGACACGUUCGACGUGGUGUGUCCGUGCCCGGUCCCAUUCCCGCCAGGACCGAACCCGCGCCUGCUCUUGCCGCUGCUGCCCGCGUUGCCGUACAUCGCGCCCACGCCCGCUGCGCCUGCGGACGUCACGGAUCCGGGGCUGGCUGGACCGUAUGCGGAGCGCGCUGGCUCUGAACGGGAGGGAGAGAAGUCGGUCGUUGUGUUCGCGGUCUGCGAGUAGCCCAUAAAGGGCUGCACUGGCUCGGACAUCAGGUUCGCUGCACUCUUUUCAUUGACCCCGGUCUUGCGUCUCUUCCAGAAGCAAAAGCCCAAGGCGGCGAGGAUGGCCGCCACGACGAAUCCGCCUACUGCACCUCCUACAGCAGGGCCGAUGGACGAAUGGUGCGACGGGAAACCGUUGCCAGAGGAGCUGCCAGUUUGAGUUUGCGUUGCACCUGGUUUGCUGGAUGAGGUGGGUGAAGGGCAUCCCUGGGAGGUGUAGAGAGAAGCAUUGUUCGAUGCAGCAGAAACGGCCGACGUCGCCGUUUCUUCAGUGUAAACG
This is a messenger RNA of Coniophora puteana RWD-64-598 SS2, 3140 nucleotides long. RefSeq lists its product as uncharacterized. The transcript has 6 exons. The coding region runs from base 710 to 1873 and encodes 387 amino acids. The record is from RefSeq and is a predicted model, not a curated record. Lineage: Eukaryota; Fungi; Basidiomycota; Agaricomycetes; Boletales; Coniophoraceae.